AUGACUGAAACAAAAAAGCAACAGCGCUCCGUGCUCAUCACCGGCUGCAGCGAGGGUGGCAUCGGUCACGCCCUGGCCAAGGAGUUCCACCGGCGGGGACUCCAGGUCUUUGCGACGGCACGGAACCUGGCCAAGGUCGAACACCUGCGCGCCCUGGCCGGGCUCGAGAUGAUCCAGCUCGACGUCGCCGACCCGGCCUCGGUCCGCGCCGCCGCCGACGAGGUCAGGACGCGCACCGGCGGCGCCCUCGACUACCUCGUCAACAACGCCGGCGCCGGCUACCAGGUGCCCUUGCUCGAUGCCGGCCUGGACGAGGGCCGCAAGCUGUUCGAGGUCAACCUUUGGGGUCUACUGGCCGUCACACAGGCGUUUGCUCCUUUGCUGGUGGAAUCGGCCGUGAGAGGUGGCAAGCCGCGAGUCGUCAAUAUCGGCUCCGUCGUCUCUAGGGUGCAGAUGCCCUGGGGCGGUCUUUACAAUGCGUCCAAAGGAGCAAUGGCCUCGUUGAAUGAUGCUCUGCGAAUGGAACUACGCCCUCUUGGUGUCGGUGUCUUGCACGUCGUGACUGGAGGUGUUUCCACCAAGUUUUACGGCAACAGCGCCGGCCAGAAGCUGCCAGAAGGCAGUUUGUACUCGCCCAUUAGAGCCGACAUUGAACAGGCCGUGGCCGGCCACACGGCUAGCACCCUUCAGACCAUGACCCCCGAAAAGUAUGCUCAAAAGGUUGUAAGCAAUACUUUGAGUAGCUGGCCGACCACGACGUACUGGGUAGGAGGAUCAGCCUGGAGUAGUUACAUGGGCGUCAAGUUUGGCUGGGACUCGAUAUGUGAUUUGAUUGUUGGGUACAUGACUGGCAUGUUGGCGCUGCGCAAAAAGUACUUGGCGGCGACACGGAGCAAGAAAGCAUAA
Pestalotiopsis fici W106-1 is the source of this 906-nucleotide messenger RNA. RefSeq lists its product as uncharacterized. Gene Ontology annotation, molecular function: triacylglycerol lipase activity; acylglycerone-phosphate reductase (NADP+) activity. Bases 1 to 906 code for a protein of 301 amino acids. Gene Ontology annotation, cellular component: endoplasmic reticulum; lipid droplet. The record is from RefSeq and is a predicted model, not a curated record. NCBI's taxonomy places the organism in Eukaryota, Fungi, Ascomycota, Sordariomycetes, Amphisphaeriales, Sporocadaceae. The transcript is spliced from 2 exons. Gene Ontology annotation, biological process: triglyceride catabolic process; phosphatidic acid biosynthetic process.